This is a messenger RNA of Angiostrongylus costaricensis, 453 nucleotides long. The record is from the annotation of a GenBank genome assembly. Lineage: Eukaryota; Metazoa; Nematoda; Chromadorea; Rhabditida; Metastrongylidae.
AUGCUGAUUCCUAGCAAGAACAGAAAGGCUAUUUACGAGUAUCUCUUCAACGAAGGAGUCGCUGUUGCGAAGAAGGACUUCAAUCUUAAACAGCAUCCUAACAUUCCCGGGGUCACCAAUCUUGAAGUUAUCAAAGCCCUAAAGAGUCUGGCCUCUAGGGAGCUCGUCAAAGAGCAGUUCGCAUGGCGACACUAUUACUGGUACCUUACCGACGAAGGUAUCGCCCACCUGAGGGAGGUUUUGAACUUACCUGCUGAAAUCGUACCGUCCACGGUUAAAAGCAAGCCAGGAGAAGUGCGCGUGGCUGCUGUUGAACGUAUCCCUCGAUCAAUUCCUGGUAAAGAAGGAGAUCGUGAUGCCUAUAGAAUCGCUGACAAGGUCACGGAGGCUGGACCUGGGUCUGCGUUGCCAUAUCGCGCUGGAUUUGGAAGAGGAGCUCCUCCACCGCAGUAA